AUGUCGAAUCCAUCAGAUAGGCCAUGGACCGAGGGGGAGAAGUAUUUCCUACUCACUGAGAUCCUCAAAAAGGCCGGUAUUCCAUCCAGCUAUCUGGUUCGCAUGAUCCAUGAGCAUCGCAUUCAACCCAGUUGGGAUCAUAUCCCUCUUCCGCCAGGUCGCACCAUGAGCUCGUGCAAAAUGGUCUUUGACAACAUGCAAUCUCAGUUCCACCAGUAUCCGCCAGUUACGGCGGCAGUGUCCGCCCCGGUCCAAAUGGCCCGUCCAGAGGGAAUCAGGUCAUCAGCACCACCCAUAGAUCCCAACCUGCGCAAACGACCACUGUACUUCGAGAAUAAACCACGCGCCAUCCAACCAAGACCACCAGCCAGCGUCGCCUCGUACAGCAGUGAAAGUGGAACAUCAGCCCAGCUCUCCCCACGCCUAGAAGGUCCCGCCACAGGAAACCCCGGCGAGCCUCCCCGCAAACGAGGCCGUCCUAGCAAACUCGAAACCGAACGGCGCAAAGCCGCCGCCGAAGCUCGCGGGGAGACUUACCCGCCUCCAAGACGAUCCGGCUCCGGCAGAUCCAAGAUCCCUCCGUCCCCUAGCAGUCCCAGCGUACCACUCGCAGCUUAUGCGCAUCCCGGACACACUCAACCCAGUGCGCCUGGCCCAGGCUCAACCCCGAACCCGAAUCCAAGUACAGCUAGCUCGGCCGCUGGCCCCAGUACUAGCACUCCGUAUGAAACGGGCGUUCGCCCAAUUGCCCCAGCACCAAGUUUACCGGGCCCCGAAGAACGCCGGGACGUGCCGACGCGGACCAUGGGUCCAAUGCGAGAAUUGCCCCGCCUCCAAGAAAUGGGCCCCCUUCCCUCCCCACGUAUUCUGCAACUCGGUCCGCGAGAGAACAUUGCUCGAGAUAACGUUCCUCGCUUCCACACUGCCCCUAUUGAACGGGGUGCAUAUGAUGCCAUCCAGGACCGCUUCUCGCCUGAAGGUGGUCGUCGGGACUCGGUUACCAGUCGGGGGGAUUCAACCCCAAAGGGACCGGGACCUGGGCCGGGGCCGGGGUCGUCGGCUCCGAUACAGGGGCAAGGACCGGGACCUUAUGACAGACGCGCAAGUAAUACCCCUGGCGAGAACCCUCGAUAA
Penicillium verhagenii is the source of this 1134-nucleotide messenger RNA. Its product is annotated as putative AT DNA binding protein. The record is from RefSeq and is a predicted model, not a curated record. Lineage: Eukaryota; Fungi; Ascomycota; Eurotiomycetes; Eurotiales; Aspergillaceae. The transcript is spliced from 3 exons. The coding region runs from base 1 to 1134 and encodes 377 amino acids.